AAACCAAGGAAGUUGUAAAGGUAAUAAUAUCAACCUACAAUUGCACAACAUUGUCCGCUUGACUUCUUUUAUUACCUUCAAAGAAAAAGUGAAAACGUGUUUCUUAUACCUAACUGGUUGGUAGUAAUACAAGCUUGAAAAAAAUGGAUAUUUUUUAUUUAAUUGGCAAUCCGGGAAUAUAAUUUUUUUAAAUAAUACUUAAGCUGGAGGCUACUGUUGUUUUAGUAAUGGCUGGACCUCCUAAUGCUCAAGAAGACAAUUACAAACGAAUAGUUAAAAGUUAUGUUGGAGAAAAGUUAAGGAAAAAAGGAUUAAAAAUUCGUGGAUAUGAAGGAGAGGAAUUAAAACCACCUGUCAUUGAAAUAGCAAAAACACUACAAAGAGUUGGAGAUGAACUUGAAUCAGCCAAUACUGAUUUUUUUAAAAAUAUGUGUGACCAGUUACAAAUAACACCAAGUACUGCAUACCCCACAUUUCAGUCUAUUGCAGAUGAGAUAUUUGUUUCAGGUAAAAAUUGGGGUAGAGUAGUAGCAUUUUUAACAUUUGGAGGUAAUUUUGCUGUACAUUGUGCUCUAAGAGCAGAUAUGGGAGAAGAAUAUGUAGAUAGAGUUGUUAAUUGGAUUUCUAAAUACAUGGCCGUUAAUCUUGAUUACUGGAUUAAUCAACAAGGUGGAUGGAUUGAUCAUAGAAAGAACGUCGACUAAAAAUGUUGAACAAGUUUAUGAGUAGUAGACGAAUAUUUUACCAUAGUCAAGUUCUUUAAAAAAAAAUUGUUGAUAGUUUUUUUUUUGCUUUGCUUGAGCACUGUUAAAAACUGUAAAGUAGUAUGAAAUUGUAGUUAUGAAUAAAUGAAACUUGUAAAAACUAUUUGAAAGAAACAAUAAAAACAGAU
Messenger RNA from Hydra vulgaris (swiftwater hydra), 892 nucleotides. Its product is annotated as bcl-2-like protein 1-like. Gene Ontology annotation, biological process: intrinsic apoptotic signaling pathway in response to DNA damage; regulation of apoptotic process; extrinsic apoptotic signaling pathway in absence of ligand. NCBI's taxonomy places the organism in Eukaryota, Metazoa, Cnidaria, Hydrozoa, Anthoathecata, Hydridae. Gene Ontology annotation, cellular component: mitochondrial outer membrane. Gene Ontology annotation, molecular function: protein heterodimerization activity; protein homodimerization activity. The record is from RefSeq and is a predicted model, not a curated record.